GCCUGGGCAAUACACAGCUGUCCAUACUGUAGGCAUACAUGUACAAGUACAAAAAAAUGUACAUGUAGGGUAGGGCUUUUCUGACUUGUGCUAUUUUUAGCUGAGGAAGUUUGGAUUUUUGUUUGAGUACAUAAAUGAAAAUGUAGGCAAAGUUAAACUUAUUGUAUGCUGCCAAUCAUUUCAAGUCAGUAAAUUAUUAAGAGAGAGUUGUGUUUUACUAUGUAGCCUUUACAGGUGUACCUAAUGGGACUGGCGAGUGAAUUGCGUUAUUUCAUGCAUGUUGCAUUUGUGUACCGGUAGCCUGUAUUGGGAUUAUUUUUCAUGUUGUGAGGAAUAGGCCAUCCUUGCUUGUCAUCCUUCGGGAAUAAAACUUAGCAAUCUACCAAAUAUUUCAAAUUCAAAUCCAAAAUGCAGACGAUAAAAUGUGUAGUUGUUGGGGACGGAGCUGUUGGUAAAACAUGUCUACUCAUCUCAUACACAACAAAUAAAUUCCCUUCAGAGUAUGUUCCAACGGUAUUUGAUAAUUAUGCAGUAACUGUUAUGAUUGGUGGUGAGCCGUAUACACUGGGUCUAUUUGAUACAGCAGGACAAGAAGAUUACGACAGACUUCGACCUCUCAGCUAUCCCCAGACGGAUGUCUUCCUUGUCUGUUUCUCAGUUGUAGCGCCCUCAUCAUUUGAAAAUGUCAAAGAAAAGUGGGUACCUGAGAUAACUCACCAUUGUCAGAAAACACCAUUCCUGCUGGUUGGAACACAGAUAGAUCUCCGUGACGACCCAGCGACCAUCGAGAAGCUUAUGAAGAACAAGCAGAAGCCUACGACGGGAGAAGCCGGUGAGAGGAUGGCAAAGGAACUGCGUGCCGUUAAAUAUGUAGAGUGCUCCGCUCUCACACAGAAAGGACUGAAGAACGUCUUUGACGAAGCCAUCCUAGCUGCGUUGGAACCACCCGAACCAGUCAAGAAGAAGAGGUGUCGUCUCCUUUAAGAAUUGAAAGAUCGUGAGAAUAAUCUUUAAAAAUAAUAUCUUAAUGGUCCCCUGCUUGGAGGGAUGUGACACCAACCUCAAAUUAACCCCUGACAUACCGGAUAUAAUCACUCCCAAUCAUGUAAACUAUAUGGAUAUACCUUAAUCCGGUAUGUAAGGUGUUAAGGUUUGGAGCUUGGAGGGGGGCAAAGGGGAGAUGAUUGAAGCGGUAUACAGGAAUGGGAACGGGAGUUCUGAUUGAGCUUCCAUAUAAAGCUUGGUAUGGAUGAAAAAUGGUGUAACGCUAAUUUCAAGGGUUAUUUGUAUCAUUCUUCCCAGAUUUAUAAUCGAUGAGGUAUACUGCUAGAAAAAUAACAUGAGUAAUCUUGGUAUUUAGGAUUUUGUGGGGUAUGUUCGUAAGGUGGCCGGGUCGGUGAUCAAAGGUAGGCCAGGCUUGGGUUAGAUUGAAGACAAUGUAAAUUUGAAUUUAAAGGUUUUUGAGGGUGUUAUUGAGAAAGUGUGAAAAUUAAAAAAUAUAUAUGUCAAAUUUGUAAUUUGAUUUAUUUAACAACAUGUGACAUCGCAUCAAUUGUGAGUAUGUGUGAUACAGUGAUCUAUCCUUCAAUUUUUGCAAACUAAAAUAAUUUACCUCUGAAUGUGAGGAAAUUUCUCAAAAGCAGAUUGAAGAAACGAAACUUGGUGCCUAUAGUAAUGUAAAUAUCAGCUAGACUUCUGUGCCAUUGUUUCUGUAGAGUUCAGAGAAAAGCCAGUUUUUAGUGACAUCUGUGGAGCCUAAGUUUAAGUAAACUUUCUCCACUUUUAUGAUUCACAAUGACAAGAUAGCUUGUAAAAAGAAUAAUUAGACUGAUCGAUGACGAGUGUUUAUGCUUGCGUGCAAGUUUUGAGGUUUUGUGUCAAUAUUUUUUAAGUAUACCAGGGACUACAAAGAUAAUCGUUUUCUACCAAGCUUUUAAUUUUUUCCGAGAUGUACAUCAUACAAUUUAUCCUCCCCCCUUACUCCAAGUUAUUUCCAUCAUAUGUAUAUUAUCUAACUCUUAAGUCUUCUAGUAAUGUAUUUACUCAUAUCUUAUUAUUGUUUGUUGUACAUAUAUGCUUAACGUUUAUUCUAGAAAUAUAACUAUCACUAGUGAUGGAGGUGUAUGUGUUUUGUAUACCAAAAGGUGUUCGUGCAUGUAGGAGUUCUUUGAAAAUGAUAGUCCACCCUAACAUCAAGUCGAGCUCAGUAGAUAAAAUCGCAAAUAGACACACUCAUAUACUUACGUAAGACCGUGGGAGCAGAUCUAAAUUUGAAAUUGCUUCAUUUACUCGGAUUUUAAUAUGCAGUCAUGUAAACAUGAAUUGGCAGACUUGUGGGUCUUUGCAUAAAUGCGACUUUGUGUGAAAACAAAAUAAGAAUAUAAAUGGGAAUCUUUUUUUUUCUGUUGUUUCACUAACUAUAUACAUGUAUUACUCUGAUUCUCAGUUUGUUUGUUUUUCUACAUUUUAAAAAAGGAAACUUCUACAAAUUAGGGUGGGCUGAUCCUUUUAAAAAGAACCAUUUUGCAUGAGUUAGGUGGAUGAUAAGAAAUUUAUUAUGAAAUGAUAAACAAGAUGAUUUACUGCAAGCAUCAUGUACCAAUGUAUGCCAUUUGUUCUUGGUAGGUCUUUUUAAGAAUAAGAUAUCGCCUACAUUUUCAUAUUAUGUACAUUUAACUGUAUUAGUUGUAAACUAGCUGUUAUAAUAGAAAGUUAUAUCAUGCUUGAUUUGAAAAAAAAAGUAUAUUUAAUACAGGAAUAUUGUAUGAUUGAAAGAUAUAAGCAUCUGUUCCGGCAUGAAGCCAGCUUUUCAAUUGGAUCUCCGUUACAUUUCGGUUUGUAGUGCAGAAUGAUUGACGAUUUGCCAUUAAGACAGUAAUGUUGCGUUACAGUCUUUAACAUUCCUCAAUACAUGUACAUCUUGCAAGGUCAGGCAAAGCUUCUAAUAGUGUAUGUAUGUGAUAUUCAUUGCAGUCGAGUCUGCAAAUACUUCAAUUUCUUCAAGAAUAAAUAAAUUGAGUAGAUGCAAGAUUAGUUGAAAUCUAAUUAUCUCCUGUGUGUUUGCUUGUCAAGUCAAGAUAUCAUCAGCUUAUUAGAAAUCUAAUUCUGAUCAGACUGUUUCUUAUUAAUGUUUUAUUGCAAAAUGUUAUGUUUAACAAAAUCUAUGAAUGUAACAUACAUUUUGACACUUUAUUGCCUUAGAAAUGUGUGAACCCUGACACAUACAUAUUUGGAGGUUAGUCUGAAAAUUUCCUGACACAUUCUGUGUUUUUAUUUCUCAUAUUGCAUGACUUAUUUUAAAGUAAAUACUUGCUCAAGCAGCAUCAGCACAAGCUAUUUGGCUGUGAAUACAUGGUGAGAUAGACUCAUAGGAGCGCAAUGUGAUAUGGCCUGUGGGGUUUUUCACUUGGUUUAUUUUCAGUUUUAAAUAAAGUACCAAAAAAAAUUAGAUGGAAUAUACCAGAUAACAGAAGAUUGUAGGAAGUUCAAAGAAUGAACUCAUUUCAUGAGAAGAAUCUUGUACAAUUCUACUCUGUUUUUAACAAGUUUGUAUUUGUUAGUACAGUGAACCACUAUGUAAUCUAGACAUUCCGUUUGUGUAGAUAACCAUUUGUUACUUCAGUCCAUGCAAAACUCAAAAGAUAUACAAAUACUUAGAGCUAGGUUCAGUGAAUGCACUUGUGUAACUUUGAUAGAGAUAAUCUCAGAUUGCAUGUUGAGAAAUCAAUUAAGAUUGUGAUUAUAAUUUAUAUAAUUUAAUGCCACUCACUUUCUUUCUUUUUUGUAGAAUCUUUAAAUUUAAUUAUGCAAUUUAUAUUUUUUAUCUUUUUUUUUGUACAAUUAAAAUUCCUUUGAAAUUUGCAUGCACAUACAGGAACCCUUUUAUUGUUGAUAGAUUCAAGAAAAUUGAGUUCAAUGAAAGCCUUUCAAAAGAAGAAAACUUUGAUAAUGUUUUUACAUGUAUGUGAAUUUGAUUUGAGGGGCUUUGGGAUUAUUUAAAUGUUGAACAGAUUUGGAUAGAAGAUUGAUAAUAUCUGUCUUUGUGUUCUGUUAUUAAGCAUGGUGUCUGUAACCUGCUAACUCCUUGGUUUCUCAUCAAUUGUAUAUAAUGUCGGUGAACAACUUAUCUUGUUUCUCACAAUAUUGCAUGUAUUGGGCUCGUGGUUUCCAUCCACAAAUUUAAAUAGGGAUUGAAGAUCAGUAAUUUGUAUAGAUGUUAACAGUGCAAAGAAUAUGUACAAUGAAUCGUUCUUCAUGGGUCUUUUUUCACAAAAGUAAUCUUUGAAACAAAGUAUUAUAAUACACAAAUUACUUUAUACACUGUUUGAGUAACAUUCUAUGAAGCUGUUUUUAUGUCUUGAUUUGUUUUCUUUGUAAUGUAUGGUUACCAUGGUAACACAGAAUAUGUAAACUUCUGCAUGCUUUCGUCAUGCACUUCUGCGUCUAUUUUUUACAAUUUAAUUCACCCAAAAUUUUUAUUGACAGGGUUGCAUGUAGUUGUCUGUGUUUAAAAAAAUGUCUCACUAUUUAUAGACAGAAAACAUCAAUAUCGGAUCUGUAUAAGGCAUAUCUGUUUCAUGAGAAAUAGAAGAUUUAACAUGUACAUUGUAUUGUAUCUCCUAAAUAUAUUAGGUUUUUUCUGAUAUACUUGUUAUAUCACUCUAUAUCCUAUAUGACUUUUAAGCAAUCCGUCACAUAUCCCAAAUUCAUAUCUUUAUCUGCGAUUUCAAUGUUUGGUAAAAGAUCAGAAAUUAAUUUUUUGAGCUCUCUGUAUAAACAUCUGUGAAUGAUGUUGAUUAAAAGAAGAAAAUUGUAAAAUGUUAUCAAUAAGUUACCAAUAAAUAGGGAAAAAUAA
This is a messenger RNA of Lytechinus pictus (painted urchin), 4855 nucleotides long. Its product is annotated as cdc42 homolog. Bases 409 to 984 code for a protein of 191 amino acids. Gene Ontology annotation, molecular function: protein kinase binding; GTP binding; GTPase activity. Gene Ontology annotation, biological process: endocytosis; establishment or maintenance of cell polarity; Cdc42 protein signal transduction. The record is from RefSeq and is a predicted model, not a curated record. Lineage: Eukaryota; Metazoa; Echinodermata; Echinoidea; Temnopleuroida; Toxopneustidae. The transcript is spliced from 6 exons.